CGGCUGUGUAGUUAUGGAGAGCCCGAUACGGACAUCGCAGGCAGGAUUUGUUAUUAUUUUGCAUUUAGACUAAAAACCUUUUCGAACAUUGCUUUCCAACUUCAGCUACAGUGAUAGCUAAGUUUGGAGAGGAGAAAAGGGCAAUUUAGUAUUCUUUGCAGAUAAUACAGUUUCAGUGCUUGUGCCGAUCGAUAAAAACGCACAAAGGGAUUUUGACUGAAAAUAUAGAAUAUGGACAACGCUGGAUCCAAAAAAAAUCGCUGUGAAUCUGCCCGCAAUUUCUUUACAUCUGCGAAGUUUCUUAUAUAUCUUGGACAUGCCCUGUCAACUUGGGGAGACCGGAUGUGGAAUUUCGCUGUGGCCGUGUUUCUGGUGGAGCUGUACGGCAAUAGCCUGUUGCUGACGGCCGUAUACGGGCUUGUGGUAGCAGGGUCAGUGCUGCUGCUUGGAGCCAUUAUCGGAGAUUGGGUGGACAAAAACCCCAGAUUGAAAGUCGCCCAGACUUCCCUGCUGGUCCAGAACAGCGCUGUGAUACUAUGUGGGGUUCUCCUUAUGGUGGUGUUUCGGUUUAAGUUGACACUUGAAGGAAUGUACAACGGUUGGUUGCUUACUGCCUGCUACGUCAUGGUCAUCACCAUUGCCAACAUUGCCAAUCUGGCCAGCACCGCCACCUCUAUCACCAUCCAGAGAGACUGGGUUGUUGUAGUAGCAGGAGAGGACAGGAGCAAACUGGCAGACAUGAAUGCCACAGUGAGGAUCAUUGACCAGCUCACUAAUAUCCUGGCCCCGAUGCUGGUUGGGCAGAUCAUGUCGUUCGGGUCCCAUUUCUGCGGGUUCAUCUCUGGCUGGGACCUCUGCUCCGUGUAUCUGGAGUACUUCCUGGGCUGCGGGUUCAUCUCUGGCUGGAACCUCUGCUCCAUGUGUCUGGAGUACUUCCUGCUCUGGAAGGUGUACCAGAAGACCCCUGCAUUGGCUAUCAAGGCUGGACAGAAGGAGGAAGACCAGGAGCUGAAACAGCUCAACAUCCAGCAAGGGCUUGAGAGCGGCCAGAAACCAGCAGAGGGCUCUCAGCUGAUGAACAAGGUGGAGCUGGCCAACGCGGAGUCCCAGAAGAAACUGAGCUGCUGCCAUCAGAUGUCCGAGCCCAUCCGCACCUUCAGGGACGGUUGGGUGGCCUACUACAACCAGUCAAUCUUCUUUGCAGGCAUGUCUCUGGCCUUCCUCUACAUGACAGUGCUCGGGUUCGACUGCAUCACCACGGGCUAUGCCUACACCCAGGGCCUGAACGGCUCCGUCCUCAGCCUACUCAUGGGCGCCUCGGCCAUCUCGGGAAUCUGUGGCACGGUGGCCUUCACCUGGAUGAGGAAGCGGUGCGGCUUGAUUCGCACGGGCUUCAUCUCAGGCUUGGCCCAGCUCUCCUGCCUCCUGCUCUGCGUCGUCUCCGUUUUCAUGCCGGGCAGCCCCUUCGACCUGACCGUCUCGCCCUUCCAAGACAUGGAUGACGGCACCCUGCCAGAGGCCAAUCCCACCCCGCUGGCCGUGCUCACCACCGAGCUGCAGAGACUGGUCAACGGGUCCACCACGAUGUACGAGAUGGAGCCGCAGGUGGAGUCCUACCUCUCCGUCAGCCUCCUGUUUGCUGGUGUCAUUGCUGCUAGAGUUGGUCUUUGGUCCUUCGAUUUAACUGUAACCCAACUGAUCCAAGAGAAUGUGAUUGAGUCUGAAAGAGGGGUAAUCAAUGGCAUCCAGAACUCCAUGAACUGCCUCCUGGACCUGCUGCACUUCAUCAUGGUCAUUCUAGCGCCAAACCCAGAGGCCUUUGGUCUGCUGGUCAUUAUUUCAGUCGCUUUUAUUGCCAUGGGUCAUAUGAUGUACUUUAGGUUUGCCUUUAAGAGCCUGAGAAGUCCUCUGGAGCAGAAAGCCGAAACAGACAGUCCCCCACUUCCUUCAGUUGUGUAACUCCAUUACAGAGAUGGUAUCGCUGCAAACUGCAAUUCCCACAAACCCUCCCUCCGCACCAGUGCAAGAUAUAUCCCAGCUAUUGAACUAAUAGACAUUUUUAGUAACAGCCUGAGCAGCAGCUACAUUCAUUUAACUCAGAGCAAUGCUAUUUUAUCAGCGCAGAUUUCAUUAGCCAUGAAUAUUAAGGAGGAAUGCAGUUUUUAUGCAAGAGACCUUCAGAAGCACAGGCAGAGAUGUGAUGAUUUGUAUCGAUGCAGUGUGGCAAGAGAAUUUCUAGUAUUACAUAGCUCCUCUAAACUACAGGUGGCACAUUUAAAAAAAUGUUUUUACAGGGCAAAAGGAGGGAAAGAACAAUUUUUAAAGUACCUUCUGUUCGAUUCUUUGUUAGAGCUGUAAAACCAAGUGUAAGGCCUUGCCUUUGACAGUGUUUUUGUCAACCUAUAGUUUAUAUAGUGCAUUCGCGAUUAGUUAUAAUACAGAAUACUCUGCAUUUAUUAUCUAGCUUAGUAUUUUGUUUAUAUAACCUUAGGAAUAUGUGUUUUAAGUUGCUUAACUCAAACAUGGGAUGAAGUGUCUUUAAGAAGUGGUUAAAGGGUCAAACAAAUUAUUCAUGAAUACAUGCCGAUAUUUUCAUGCUUUAUGAACCUCUAUUGUAAACUUUUUUUUUCACAGUAUUCUGUAAUCCUUCAUGGUGCUAAUGCGUUAUUAUUAACCAAGUGAGUAAGCUAUGCAGUCACAUUUAAAAUAUAUUUACCAAAGUGGAUUUUCUAACGCAACAUAAGGAAGUGAGGGGAAAUAUUUUUUGGUUUGUCAACAUUCUGUGCAUGGUAUGAAUACAGUGUAGUACGAUUGCGUAGUCAUCUUUAUAACGUGCAUAUGUCCCAUGGCAAACAUUCUCGAGGCUCCGCAGCAGAUAUAGCCUACUAUAGUACAUAGUAAAUAGCUUUUCCCUGAGUUUAGGAUAAUCUUUUUCUCAUUUGAUUGUUACACAGGCACUUUAAUCAAUCAUUGUCCAUGAUGAGUAGUGGACACUUUCAGCCCUGUUUUUAGCAUUUACAUUUUUUCACAAGGCUGAAAUCCUUCCCUCUCCUGCUCUUGUCUGCUUUCGAAAGCCGACUCUGAGACUGUCUGGUCUCUCAGGAUCCUCCCAGUCUUCAGACUGUGACUUCCGCUAGAAAGCACAGCGUGGUUCACAAAAACUCAAGUUUUAACACUGGGAAAAAGCUGCCUUACAUGUUUCAGUAAUGCCUUUUUAUGAAUUCAGUGUCAUUUACCAGACCUCAUCCACAUGUUGGAUAAGUAGGCCCCCAACCCCCCACCCACCUUCUUGGAGUGAAAACUCCAAUUAACACCUUCAGGUUGACUGUAAUUGCUAUUAGACCCUGAUUCAAUCGAAGCACAAGCCUGGUCCUUAAAUAUAGUCCUUGGUGUCACAAGUUGAAAGUCAAUGUUGCUUUACCCACCCCCCCUUGCAUUCUCACAAGGUGUAACUAAAUUGGCAGUUACACAAAUCAACAAAAAUAUUUUGAGAUGGUGAGAGAAUGAAGAAUAAAUGCAGAACACAGGGAAGUUGGGUGGAUCAUCCUGUUAAUUCACUGCUCUAGUGCAUGGAUGGGCCUCACGGUCAGGUACAGAAUCCCAACCAUAUCGGUGCUAAACUGAGGCCGGUAGGGUCGGGAGGGUUGACGUCAUUACACACCAGCAAACCCCCACUGGUCAUUUUGGUACCUGAAAGUCUACCUAUUAAGCUGCACAACGAGCAUCUUCCUACGACUCAUGUCUGUGCCAGAUCAACUUGCAAACUGCUGUGCAAUAAGGAACAUGGCUCAGAAGAUGAUUGGGUAUUUCAAAUUGGGGGGGGGGGGGGGGGGGGGGGGGGAAGGAGAGAAAAGCAUGCACAAUUUGAGUAAACGAGAUACUCAAAGGAAAGGUGAAGGACAGAUAAUAUUGUGAUUAGUCUGAAUCAGGGGCCUGGUUCAAUUCAAUAUCCGGUCACUCUAGGUCCUUGGAAAAUCUUUCUUAUACCUAGGGGUGCACCUGGAAAACUGUGGAAAGUCCUGGAUUGCACUGAGGGUUUGGCAAGGCAUAACAAACAAUAUUGAGGUUGGGCAGUUGCCAGCCUACCUCAGCUAGUAGGUGGUCAGUGCGGCAGGUUUAUAUUGGAUUCCAAAAUCGAGUUGGUUUCUGUAUGAAAAUGCUGACAGCAGUAGUCCUUCCUCCAAGCCUCAGCAGAAAGGCUUUCCAUGGAAAACCUCAAUCAAGAUUAGAAAUAAACAAAUUGGCAAGAGCAGGAUAACAUGAGAACUAAUGUUUUCCAGCUGGGGAGGUCUUGGGAACAUUUCUAAUUAAGACGCACAGUGCUGUUUUCAUGUUCAUUAAACUAACAAACGUUAUUACACAAAACAAUGUGCAGAUAAUUAUGAUUGUGAGAUUAACAUUGGUCAUUUGUGAUAUUAAAUGUUUUUUUUUUACUUUGUCAAAAAAUUUUUUAUGGCAUUUCUUUAAAUAGAGUCCUGUAUUGCAUAGAAUGCGUUAGCUUUAGAUAUGUGAGGUGGUGUGCUUUAUUUCCUAAUUUGGAGGAAAACAAAAUAUGGCACAUGCCUCCACAAUGCUUUUGACACUGAUGUACCGUUAAUGUAAAAUGUUCUUUAAAAUACUUGGAAUAUGUUUAAGUUCAAUAUUGACUAGUUUUUCAGGAUAAAGAAAAUGCUUUAAAGACAUACAACUUGUUUUAUAUUGAUCCUUUGCAUUGUUUUCGAUCGUGUAAAAUUAUUUUGGGUUACAGUUUUGUAAUUGUGUAAAUACCACACUGUGAUUGUACAAACAAGCACUCCGACACUCUAUUGAGGAGAAUGUAAAAGAGUGACCUUGUGUUGCACGUGUUCUCUGAAAUAAAGUUAAGGAUCCAUCAAA
Messenger RNA from Anguilla anguilla (European eel), 4875 nucleotides. RefSeq names its product solute carrier family 40 member 1 (gene slc40a1). The record is from RefSeq and is a predicted model, not a curated record. Bases 232 to 1959 code for a protein of 575 amino acids. Gene Ontology annotation, cellular component: basolateral plasma membrane. Gene Ontology annotation, molecular function: iron ion transmembrane transporter activity; peptide hormone binding. The transcript is spliced from 8 exons. Gene Ontology annotation, biological process: iron ion transmembrane transport. NCBI's taxonomy places the organism in Eukaryota, Metazoa, Chordata, Actinopteri, Anguilliformes, Anguillidae.